This is a messenger RNA of Eremothecium gossypii ATCC 10895, 585 nucleotides long. RefSeq names its product ADR246Cp. Bases 1 to 585 code for a protein of 194 amino acids. The record is from RefSeq and is marked provisional. Lineage: Eukaryota; Fungi; Ascomycota; Saccharomycetes; Saccharomycetales; Saccharomycetaceae. The transcript has a single exon.
AUGAAGUACACCUCCGCUAUUCUACUCGCUCAAGUCGCUUUUGUUGCAGCACAGUCAUCCUCGGGGUCUGUUACCGGCAGCGCUGCCCCCGCUCCGGGUGCGGGGUCGGGCGCAAGCAUUUCUAGCACCACGACAGUCACCGCCUCAGGUUCUGGACCAGGCGCGACGUCCGGUGCUAGCUCCGGUGCAGCAGGCGGGGCCGCUGGCGGGGCCGCAGGUGGCGCCGCAGGUGGCGCCGCAGGUGGCGCCGCCGGUUCUAACUCCGGCAACUCUGGCUCCAAUGGAUCUGGCUCCGGCCCAGAACACUCUGGACCAGAACACUCCGGCCCAGAGCACUCUGGACCAGAGCACUCUGCCGAGCACGGAUCUGCGGGCUCUGGGUCCGCGACUUCUGCGCCUGCCAGCUCUUCGACCGAGUCUUCAGGGUCGAGCUCGUCGGGCUCGUCCUCCACGGGUUCUUCUGGGUCCGGCGCGUCUACUCGGACUACAGGGACGACUGCCGCAAGCGCAAGCACGGAUGCAGCCGGCGUUGUCGGUAUCCCGGCUGCAGCUGCCGUUAUCGCAGCUGCGAUGGCUCUAGUCUAA